Molecule: messenger RNA, 426 nt
Organism: Enterobius vermicularis (human pinworm)
Lineage: Eukaryota; Metazoa; Nematoda; Chromadorea; Rhabditida; Oxyuridae
Source: the annotation of a GenBank genome assembly
AUGUGGGAACCAGAACUGUGGCUUCCCAGAAAUGUUACCUGGGCUGAAGUUCCAAGUAAAUCUGAGGACCUAAUGUAUCCGUUGAUUAUUUCACUGCCACUGCUGCUAACACGAAUAUUCUACGAGUCAUUUGUUGGUGUUCCGCUGGGUUGGUUAAUCGGUUAUCGCGAUGAACCGCUGGGGAAACAGAUUAAGCAACAUUUGUUAUUCGGUUUUGCGACUAAUACAAGGUCUAAAAGGGUUCUGGAAUGUCUGUUCCGAUUUUCAUUUUAUACCGUACUGUGGCUUUACGGUACCUAUGCAUUAUGGGAUGCUCCAUGGGUUUAUGAUGUAAAACAGUGCUGGAUUAAGUAUCCAAUGCAUCCAAUUCCAGAUACGAUAUGGAAAGGUUGUGAAAUGGAAGAGGAGGAGAAUGAUAGGAGAUAA